This is a messenger RNA of Chaetomium strumarium, 5589 nucleotides long. RefSeq lists its product as uncharacterized. NCBI's taxonomy places the organism in Eukaryota, Fungi, Ascomycota, Sordariomycetes, Sordariales, Chaetomiaceae. The coding region runs from base 1 to 5589 and encodes 1862 amino acids. Gene Ontology annotation, biological process: regulation of DNA-templated transcription. Gene Ontology annotation, cellular component: cytoplasm; ribonucleoprotein complex; nucleus. The transcript has 9 exons. The record is from RefSeq and is a predicted model, not a curated record. Gene Ontology annotation, molecular function: mRNA binding; DNA-binding transcription factor activity.
AUGGAGACGUCAAGGAUUUUCGUCAAAAACUUGCCGCCGACCAUCUCGGAGGCUGACUUCCGCAAACACUUCUCGGCCCAAGGUCGCGAGGUGACGGAUGUCAAGCUAAUCCCCAACCGCCGCAUUGGGUUUGUUGGCUACAAGUCGCCCGAUGACGCUGCAAAGGCGGUCAAGUACUUCAACAGAUCCUUUAUUCGCAUGUCCAGGAUCGCGGUUGACCUGGCAAAACCGAUUGCAGACUCGACCCCAAGGUUGGCUGCGAAGGACACCCCGCGCCAUGGCGUGUCCAAGGCUCCCAAACCCGAGCCUAGUGCUCGCGGGGUAGAUCAGGCCGAGGAGGAGAAGCCCAAGAAGAGAAAGCGGGAAACGCUUGACGAAGCUGACCCAAAACUGCAGGAGUACCUGGAGGUCAUGGGCCAUCCCACGAAGAAGUCGAGAGAUGAAGAGGCCCUCAAUGGCGACUUGGAGUCAGAGUUGGCAUCCGCGGUGGCCCCUGCUGUGUUGGAAGCCGGCGAAAGUGACGACGAGUAUGAGGAUAUCCCGGCGCGCCGCCAGAACGAGCCGGUCCAAGGGAGUCUUGCUCCUAUCGGCGUCACACCCGCCCCUGUGGCGGAUGGCGAAACCCCUGCAAUCGCCCUCCCAAGCGAAACUGCAAGGGAAGCGCCGCAGGUGUUAGCAGAUGCAACAGACGAGGACUGGCUCCGGUCAAGGACAAACCGUCUUCUCGACCUAGUGGACCCCAGUGACCCUGGGUUUUUUACACACCCAUCUCGACCCACCCCCGCGGCCGCACCUGUAUCCGCGCGGCAAGAGGCCCCACCUGACACAACUGCGGCCGAUGUUGGGAAACCGAGUAAAGAAUCCGGUGCCCAUGCCGAGGCUGCUGAAGACUCCACCACGCUUGUUGAGAAGACCUGCAGGCUCUUCUUGCGGAAUCUCAGUUAUACCGUCACAGAGGACGACAUCAGGGAGCAUUUCGGCAAGUUCGGACGUCUCGAGGAGGUGAAUCUCCCGUUGGAUAGCAAGGGCAAGACGAAGGGGUUUGCUAUGGUUCAAUACGAAAAACCGUCCGCAGCGGUCGCCGCAUUCCAGACGGAUGGCUCAAUAUUUCAGGGGCGAAUAUUGCACAUUCUCCCUGCCGCCGCCAAACGGGAGAACAAGCUCGACGAAUUUGCAAUUUCCAAGCUGCCACUCAAGAAGCAGCAACUUCUCAGGAAAAAGGCCGAGGCCGCGUCCAGCGCGUUCAACUGGAAUUCACUCUUCAUGAGCCAAGACGCCGUCAACACUGCCGUGGCGGAACGUCUCGGCGUGUCAAAGCAUGAGCUCUUGGAUCCCACAGACGCGUCUGCUGCCGUGAAACAGGCAAUCGCGGAAACUACCGUGAUACAGGAAGCCAAGGCCUACUUCGCAGCCCACGGGGUGAAUAUCGAAGCAUUCAAGUCGCAGCAAAGAGGUGACACCUCGAUACUCGUGAAGAAUAUCCGAGAUGCCUCGAUCGAAGAACUGAGGGCACUGUUCGAGGAACACGGCUCGGUGCUCAGGGUGCUGAUGCCACCAAGUGGCACCAUUGCAAUUGUCCAAUUUUCGCAGCCAGCAGCAUGCCGUGCUGCCUUCGCCAAGAAGGCUUACUCGCGGUUUAAGGACUCGGUUCUGUUCCUGGAAAAAGGCCCGAAAGGCCUGUUCGUUGAGAAUGCAGCUGCCCCCGACGAUCGCCCUGCUGGAGUGCAAAAGCCAUCCGUUGCCGACUUGCUGGAACGCGAUGACACCGAGGAUCAGCUCGAGACUGCCUCCCUAUUCGUCCGCAACCUGAACUUCUCUACUACUACCGAGGGGCUGACCAAUGCCUUCAAGUCCCUGGACGGGUUUGUGAGUGCUAAGGUCAAGACCAAGACGGAUCCCAAGAGGCCGGGUCAGGUGCUCAGCAUGGGCUUCGGCUUUUGUGCGUUCAGGACCAAGGAGCAGGCCCAGGCGGCCCUCAAGGUCAUGGACGGCUAUGUGCUUGAUGGCCACAAGCUCCUUGUCAAGGCAUCGCACAGGGGUCACGACGCGGCAGAGGAGCGCAGGCGGGAGGACCUUGCCAAGAAGGCGGCGGCGCAGCGGACAAAGAUUGUGAUUAAGAAUCUUCCAUUCGAAGCUUCUAAGAAAGACGUGCGCGCUUUGUUUAGCACAUAUGGCAAACUCGUCGCGCUUCGCCUCCCCAAAAAGUUCAACCAGACAUCGCGGGGCUUUGCUUUUGCCGAGUUUGCAACAGCAAAAGAGGCGCUCAAUGCGCUUACUGCACUGAAGGAUACCCACCUUCUGGGACGCCGGCUUGUGCUUGACUUCGCCGAGGCCGACGAGGUCGAUCCAGAAGAGCAGAUCAAGGCUAUGGAGAAGAAGAUCCGGGGACAGGUCAACAAGGUCACCCUGCAACAGUUGACAGGGGAAGGGAGGAGAAAGCCUCGCGCCUUACGCUUUGCGGACCCUUUACGUCUCCUCGAUGCUCCGCACCAACCGAAGAAGAUGCGCAGGUUUUCACGGGGCCGUCUCUUUAGACUCUACGACCUGGAUGCCCUUGCGUUCCAGUUGGCGCGCGCCCAUGUUGGAUUCUUCGCGAGAAGGGCUGGACCAACAACCCUGCUUGGCACCGACCGGGCUGUCGCCCUGGCAAUGGAGCUCCCAGUCAGCCUCGCAGUCCUCCCGCCGCACUGCUAUUCACCGUCACCAGACCAUCAUGUGUUUGAGGGCCGGCGCGGAGUGUCGGGUUCGAGGCAGCCACUCCAGGAGUCGACAGGCAACAUCCAGCACCCUCACCCUCACCGCAUGGCCUGGUUUGCCCAGCAACUGGAAGCCCUCUCGUCCGUACCACCACCGUCGCUACCGUCGCUACCGUCAUCCACGUUGGCACCACCCGUCUUGCGAACACAGUCGUCCUUAGGUCCAAAAUAUGGUGUCACACCGGCGUACGCCAGGUCCCAGCAGCAGCAGCAGCAGCAGCAGCAGCAGCAGCGACACGACCUUGACCACCUGCAUCUGCAUGCGCAUGGCUGGCGGCGGCUGCAGCAGGAUCUCAACCCGCUGAUGCCCCUGCUGACCCAGGCCUUCCAGAACUACCGCAAGAAGCAGAAAGGCAAACCGGACUCGGACCAGAAAUGGCCCGACGUGCUGGAAGGGCCCUUCCUCGACGGUUCGUGGCAAACACCGAUGAGGCGCAAAAAAUACACCAUGAAGCAAACACAGUACGGCCGCAACAUGCUGAUUGGCGAAUAUCUCUGGAUUGCAUACUGCCAAAGCCUGCCCCCCGGCGCCGAACCGGACCCGCAGAUGAUGAGAGAGCGGAAGAUGGUGUCGAGCCACAUCCAGGUGCUCAAGAACUUCCUCUCGAACCAUCGAUGUUUCCACUUUUUCUUCCUCCCAAAGCAGGAGGACAAGAGAGCGGCAGACAACGUCGAGACGGUGUCGCUCAAAAACAACCCGGUCUUGAUCGCCUUGUCCGAGGGCCGCCUCCCGGUCGAGCGGCCCAACUACGAGUAUUUUGCCCAGAUUCUCUCGCUCAACGAGCAGGUGCAGUUUAGGCCGCGGCGCUGCUGGAUCUUUGUGUCGCAUGAGGAUGUGGUGGUCGGCGAAGACGGAAUCGGGCAUUUGCCGGCGACUGGGGGCAAACUCGGCCAGAGCGAGUAUCCGCACCUCCCGCGCAACCUUGAGCGGGACACGUGGGCCAAGGAGGAGCAGCAGUUCUUCAAGGGAUCGCUGCUCCACGAGUUCACCAAGGAACUGCACCAGGUUGAGUCCAGCAGCGUCCGCGAGCUGAGCAAGGAGUGGGAGUCGACGUUUCCGGACCUGCACCAGCGGCUGGAGGUGAUCGCAUCAACGACCACCGAUGCGCGGUGCGACGUGCUGCAUAUGCACGCCACGCUCGAGCUGAAGGAGAAGAGCCGCUUCCCCAGCGGGUCCAACCUCAGCUCGUGGGUCGAGAUCAACGUCGAGCAGCCGCGCCUGCUCAAUCACCGAUGGAAAGUGGAGACGCGCCUUGUGAGACCACCGGAGCUGGGCUAUCCGCAUGGAGAGUUCAAGUCCGAUCCGGCUCCGAAGGUAAUCUACGAGUCGUCCAAGAGGGAGUUCACUAUUCCCUAUCAACACCGGCCCGGCUGCGAUGGCCCGCGCAACGACGGCCGCGGGGCACCGUGCAACUGUCUCGCACAGCACUGUCGCCGAGACGGCGUCACGGUUCCGUUCCCGGUCCCGUUCCCCGCGGACGUCUGGGCGCAAACGUUGACCAGCUGCGCCGAAUACCCGGCUCACAAUUUCAGCAGCAUCAAGAAGCAUGACCGGGACCAGGGCGCCGGCACGCGAACGGGAGAUGACCGAGAUGGCCCAAGAUCCCGUCGCCGCACUAAGCAGCCCACACAGAUGGACCUGGUCCCCAAGAUCGCCAUGAUGCAGGAGAUCUUCUCCUGCCCUCCUGCAUCCUCCGGCCGUGAAGAGGGCGGCGACUCCGGGAGCCAGAAGUGGACGCGCCGCGCUGUGAUCCUCUGGACCUUUCAGACUAUUCACAGCAUUGACGCAGAAGGGAGACCGGCCACGGCACCCUGCGGGAGGACCAAUUGGCGCUUCCUGACUAUCCUCGACCCCGCCAGCGACUCCCAUCAGCGGCACGCCAUCGUCCGUGGCCACAAGGCUUCUGCCGAUGGGCGCCGAGAGGCUUCCUGUGCUUCGCCGCGGCCUGUAUCUCGUGAGGCCAUCAUGUCUCCCGAUCCAACCUACCAGCAGCACCUAAGCGCGAGCAUGAGCGAGAACUUCGCGUCGGCAUUGGAUAGCCCAGGCGGGCUCGGCCCGCUGUCCGGCUCGGGCGAACACGCUGCCUAUAGCGCCCACUUCAUGCACCAAAUGGUAGCAUCCCAUAACACGGCAACGCAAGCCGCGUACGGGCUUCUCGACAGCUUCAGCAGCCACAGCGGGCUCACCACGCCGCCUCCGACCGCCUCGCUGGCCAGCUCCUUUGCGCCAGCUUUCGAUGCUUGCUCGGCAGCGUCUGAUAUCCUGCCUAAUUACAUGACCACGCAUGUGGCGGUUACGACGGCUGGCAUGGAUGCCAGUUCGCACGCGUUGGCUGGUGCCUUCUCAGCCGUGACCGACCCGUUCCUAUCCCACGUCGGAGCCACGUAUGGUGAGGCGCACGACGGCACUCACGGCUACGGUCAUGGUAUCGGAGGCGGCUUGGACUCCGGUGCCCCUUGGUCGUCCGGAGGAUAUUCCGCCUCCAGCGGAGCCCACCCGCACAGGGGCCUCAUGAGCUGGGCACCCGGGCCACAGCCACGUUCCAUCUCCUCCCGUGGGGACAGCGGGCAGCAGUACCACCAGCGCCAACAUCGUCAGCCGCACCCUCGGCCCCAGCAAACUUGGGCACCUUCGACCGCCGCCGCCAACAACAACAUCGGCGAUCACGACUCCUCCUGGGCGACAAUCGCGACAACCUCACCGGAUAUCCCGGGAGGAGAACGCUCGCGGUCGGACGCAGAUGAGGAUGGGCUUGGGGAGGAUGCUGAUGCUGGAGAUUGCGAGGAUGGUGAUGGGCAUCGCCGUUUGAGGGUGAGGACUUCCUUGGGUUGA